Carassius carassius (crucian carp) is the source of this 2236-nucleotide messenger RNA. Its product is annotated as peroxisomal biogenesis factor 19-like. Gene Ontology annotation, cellular component: peroxisomal membrane; peroxisome. The coding region runs from base 11 to 892 and encodes 293 amino acids. Gene Ontology annotation, biological process: protein import into peroxisome membrane. The record is from RefSeq and is a predicted model, not a curated record. The transcript has 8 exons. Lineage: Eukaryota; Metazoa; Chordata; Actinopteri; Cypriniformes; Cyprinidae.
ACAUAUUUGCAUGUCAUUGAGAGGCAAGAUGGCGUCAGCAUCAGACCAUCAGGGUGCUGCUGACAGCGAACUGGACGAGUUAUUAGACAGUGCUCUUGAUGAUUUUGAUAAGACCAAUGUGCCUCCUGCGGCCCCUGAGGCCCCCACUGCCCCUGGUGCAAGAAAUACGAGUGAUGAGAAGCCUCCUCUGUUGGAAGACAGUAAGUUCUUUGAGAGUCUCUUUGAUGGUGAGAUGGCCAAUCAAGCACGUGAGGAGUGGGAGAAAGCCAUGGCUGAGUUAGCACAAGAAGAACCUGACCUUCUACAGCAUUUUCACAAGCUGUCUGAGGCAGCAGGUAAAGUAGGCACAGAUGUAGCUUCACAACAAGAGUUCACAUCCUGUCUUAAAGAUACCCUUAGUGGUUUGGCGAAAAAUGCAGACAAUCUGCAGAGUGCAGGACUGGCUGGAGAUGAUCUGGUAAAGACCUUAGAGAACCUGGGAUUGAAUGAAAAUGGGGAGGGGGGAGAUGAUGGCAAUGUUCUCCCAUUAAUGCAGUCCAUCAUGCAGAACCUUUUAUCCAAAGAAGUGCUAUACCCUUCUCUUAAAGAGAUAACCGAGAAGUACCCUGGAUGGUUGGAGAGCAACAAGCAAUCCCUUCCCACAGAUCAGUUCACGCGAUAUGAGCAACAGUACCAUAUAAUGGGAGAAAUAUGCAGCCAAUUUGAGAAAGAUGGAGACAAAGACAGCACAUUUGAAAACAUUCUGGAACUCAUGCAGAAGCUGCAAGACUUGGGUCAACCUCCAAAAGAGCUUGCUGGAGAGGCACCUCCUGGCUUGAAUUUUGACCCAGAAUCUCUGCACCUUCCUGGAGCGCAAGGAGUCCCAGGACCAGAGCAGUGCUCAAUUAUGUGAUCUCAAUGAGGUCAAAUUAACAUACAUUUGAAAAUGAUACAAUUUGUAGCUAAUUAUCUGAGUUGGACACAGUUUAUCAUGCUCCCCUUUCAAAGGAGUUUGCUUUUGUGUCUGCACUGGAACUGUGAUGUUCACUACAUUAAUUUUACUUCAUAGUUCUCUAUCCACAGAGGUUCUUUUCAUAUUCAUCAUCCCUAAUCCGUUCGCUGUCCUCACUGUAGAGCAGCCCAUAAUGUUUUGAGAGAAGUUUGAUACAUCAGUGUGCUGACAGCUUGGUAAAAAUUUUCAGAAUUUUGUAAAGGUUUUACACUUUUACUUCAAGCACAUUUGACAAGUAUUGCAGUGGAUUGUAUUUUGAAGAAUUAGAGACAAAUAUGUGGAGCUCAAAUGGACAGCGAAGAUAGUUACGGUUUGAUUGGUUUCAUUUUAUUUUUAAAUCUCAGAAGAAUGGUCAGGAUCUGCAAACAGCUUCCAUCAGAUUGAUGAAUGCAUUGAAUUUAUUUUAAUUUACAGUGUAAUGUCCAUUUAUUCUCAAACUAUAUCAUAUAUACUAUUUCACUGAACUAAUCUGACCAAAAUGGAUUCUCAGAUUAAAAAAAAAAAACGAAAUGCAGACAUUUCAGAUGCAGGCUUAUGAUACAUCCAUAACAUCGUUCUUUGACACGUAGACUGCAUUUGUAAUUGAGUAGACUAAUUUUCUCUCCCUUUGUCUUCUAAUGGUUAUUGUAUCUAUCCUCAUAUAGAGCAGUUUGGAGUGUUGCCAUGUGAAUUUCAAUAAUUCCCAUCAUUCCUAUGGUGGUGCCCCUUUGUGAUGGGCUAUUGUCACAAUAAUCCUAAUUUGCCUUGAAUAUUGAAAGAAUAAAAGAAUAUUGUUUCGUAGUUUAAAAUGAAUACUCUGUAUUAAUAUUUAAAUAACAUCAUGUUAAAUCCCUGGAUACCUCAAAAGUGGAUUAAAGUUUGUGAUCAUUGCUUUUGAGGGGAUGUUUUUAUGGAUAUUUUAUGCAAACAGGUUUAAAUGCAUAGAGAUAGAAUCCUUUCACAGGAGCAAAUGUGGAAUUGGUAAUCAGUUUUGACGCGUCAAUGGCACAUCUCAUUGGCUAUUUUUCAGUAUGGUUUGGUAUUAUGUGGCCAAUAUAAAGAUUAUGAUUGGCAGAUGAGCCGGGCAAAAUAUGUAACGGUUACAACACUCAGGGGUUGUGCAAACACCCAACCACUUAUUUAUUAGGUCAUCAAUACUCUUUAUCCUGUAUUUCCUAAAUUGUACAGUUCAUUGGUCUUGUCAUACCUCGCUAUAUGAAAGAACUGCAAUUUUCAAAAAUCUAAAUAAAUGUUAUAAACUUACAA